UCUGAUAUGGAAGAGGUGACCAUGAAGGAUUGCCGAGUGGGCCGAGUAGCACCGGGCGCCAUUGCUGCCAAGGGGGACAUCACAGUCACCAUCACGGGCAACAACUUCCUCAAAAUGGAGAAAGGAGCGUUUAAGAUUAACGUGACAGGCAGUGUGAGCUUCAAUCAGAACAUCAUGAGGGCGCAGGGACUCGAAGCGCUGGCGGAAAUGAGGUGCCACAACGCCUCCUCCAUUCAGAAUAACACCAUCCUUGUCUCUACGCCCGUGCGCCCCGUGUCUGGCCAGUCCUCCACGCCCUUCCAUCCUUCAUGUGGCAAACCUCAGCUGUUCAUGGUGCUGACCCCGACGAGGCAAGUACUUGUGAUGGAGGACACGAGGGUGGCAUGGGUGCUGGGUGCCACGCUGGCGGUGUUGGGUAUGAUGAUAGUGCUGGGCGUGGCUUGGUUCUUUAGGAGGCGUCGUCCCGUCUGGACGCCGGGACGCUUCCCUGACGUCUUUAUGGGACGCAACUGCAAGACCUCAAUGGAAAACCUUCCUCGAAACAUUGAGAUGAACAAUGCUCGUGAAGACCUGGAGGAGGGGACAUCGGUCAAGGAUCUCGACAUGAUGUACGAAUCCCAGCAAGAACACGAGCAGCCUCUCCUGGAGGAAGGCAGUGGCGAUCAAAGCAGCCUGUCUUUGGAUGAUGAGCAGUUUGCUGUCUCCGAUGCCCAUCACAGUUCUUCCAGCUUCCCUAGUGAAGAUCUCAAUUAAUUUUUUUUUUUUUUUUUUUUUUUUGCUGUCUUUUUUCUUUGUGUUGGCAAUACAGUGUUCUUUCUUAACCUUCAAGUCACACACAGUCCAAGGGCACCAUCUCGCCUUACCACUGCUGCAUAGACGUUCCUUUGUGAGGACCACCAACAUGGGCCACUGCCUUUUUUUUCUUUUUUUCCUUUUUAUGAACUAUGUAUCUUCCUACGUAUCCAUUUAUCUGUAUGUCUAACAGAAGAAUUCUUCAGAACUCCUACACGAUGAGCCCAUCCACAGGCGACGGUCACUGGUGCAUUGAAUAACAGUCGUGACUCGUGAGGAGUCAAAAUAAUAAAUAUCUGAGGGAAUAGCAUCACCAGUAUUUUCUAUGAUUUUUUUUUUUUUUUUUUUUGCUUCAAAUAUUUGUUUCAACAUUCAUUUGUCUUUUUUAUUUUUAUCUAUUUCUUUUGCUUAGGUUUAUUUAUUUUUUUUUAUAUCAUAUUCUUGAUUUUUUUUUAUUUAUUCAUCUAUUUAUUUUUUUUUACUGCGAACGUAAAUUGUGGGCUGCAGUGGGAGUCAUCACUACAUAACUGUGGGAAAGCUAAGUAUUAUUCAAGCUGGAUAUUUUGGAAGUCGACCUAUACUGUAGUGUAGGUAUUUGGCUCCUAUAGUGUGUGCUCUUUAAUACAGAUUAUAAAUUUUUUGCAAAUUCUCUACCGUUA
This is a messenger RNA of Portunus trituberculatus (swimming crab), 1451 nucleotides long. RefSeq lists its product as uncharacterized. The record is from RefSeq and is a predicted model, not a curated record. NCBI's taxonomy places the organism in Eukaryota, Metazoa, Arthropoda, Malacostraca, Decapoda, Portunidae.